Fusarium odoratissimum NRRL 54006 is the source of this 1897-nucleotide messenger RNA. RefSeq lists its product as uncharacterized. The transcript is spliced from 2 exons. The record is from RefSeq and is a predicted model, not a curated record. Bases 138 to 1619 code for a protein of 493 amino acids. NCBI's taxonomy places the organism in Eukaryota, Fungi, Ascomycota, Sordariomycetes, Hypocreales, Nectriaceae.
AUUUGCCAGGUGUAACACUCAUCACAGGUAUAAAGGAGGACUGCUCUCGACGCACUCAGAUCAAUCUAAUUAUCUCACUACUUCUAUUUCAAUAAUCAUUCUUCAUCUUGAACUACCCUCCAUAUUAUUUAGCCAUCAUGUCGGCUCCUCUCAUCGGACUUGGGCAGGUCUUCACUGGAGCUCCACUCUCCUCCGGAAAUGCCAACGCUGAAACGCUUCUCCAGAGCGUUCAGAAUGGUCUGACUGGCGGCCAAGGCACAACUGAAUACUUUAACCGCAUCAACAACAUGGCAAAGGUCUACCAGCAGCUCAAGGACAACGGCCGUAAGGCCUGGAUUCAGGGCACCGACGCCAACAAUCUUCCUGUCUUCUACGUUGAGAGCGUUGAUAACGUAACUGGUAAAGUCUUCUUCAAUAAAAUCAGCGUCAGCGGCCUCGACUUUGAUGACAACGGUAACGUCAAAGUCAACGGUACGACGACCGUUAUAAACGGUGUGACGUACCACGGUAUCGGCGUUGUGACUAACACGGCUGGAUGGAGCGACUAUGACUUUUCUACUACCUCUUGGUGGCUCGGCGUCGGUAUCCUUGGAUAUUUUGGCUUGAAGGAUAUCUUCCCCGAUCUCUUUGGCACUAUCCAAGCUGUGGCGAAUGUUCAGGCGGAUGUCAUCCAGAAUAUAGCAGACAACCCAGAUGCUGCUGAGGGGGGAUUCGAGGAGCAGGCAGCAGAGGAGGAAGAGAACUCGAUCGGGAACGAAAGCAUCAGCACCGAGGCUAGCGAAGGUGUCGCCAUCGCAGAAGCUGAGGAAGCAGGUGCUGCAGAAGUGGGUGGGGUUUUCCUCGAAGCAGGCAUUGUUCUCGCCAUCGUCUUCGUGGUUCUAUCAUUUGUUUUGCAUAACACUUUCCAGUACGUGAGAGUCUGGAACUUAACCAGGUACAAGCUUGUCUGGGUAAUCAAGUUCGACCAGAGCCAGAUCACGGACGAGGGCCAGCUCGUCAUUGGCCCUGUUACUUUCAACUCGGACAACAGUAUCAAGGACUAUCAGCCAAUUCUUCCCUUAAACAGUACUCCCGCUCCUCCUGGCGUCAAGCCUCCGCCCACUGCACAGUUUGCAGACAUGAACAUCAACUCCAGCAGUCAGUUUGCUGGCAUUGGGUAUGUUCUCCAAUACCAGCUGCAGGAUCCAGCAUCUGGCGAGACUGUAUACACCGGCACCGCCUAUUUCGACCUUCCAUUUGGUGCUGACAACUCCACCAACGUGACCUUUGAUCAGGUUUCGAACUUACAGAGAUGGUAUAACGAUAAUUCUGGCAACAACAAGCAUACACUUGCCAGCACCACAACCCCUGAUGGAAAGGUCAUCUUCUUCACCACUUUUGACUACCUGAGUGGCAAACACACUGUGCCUCAGGUACCCAAGGGCUCCCCGACUACCCAGUACUACUACCAGUCUCUCGUUGCAUUCGUUGAGAACGAUCUUCCGUCGGCUUUGCAGACUGUACCAAAGGCUCUCACAACCAAUUUGUUUCAGGCGAGCCCGCUUAACGGAGUCCAUCCCAAGAUUAGACGACGUGUGUUUGGCAGACGCGGAGGGACUCCCAAAGCUAAGAAGGCCUAGAUGGCAUUAGUUGUUCUGGGAUAGAGAAGCUAGAAUCUUCCAGACUGUCUUUAUCUGCAAGUGCUCUGUUGACUUUCGGUAUCCUGUAGCAAUGCUCCCAUUAGCAUGUCCUGUGCUCCCCGUGAAUGAGGAGACUUCGCUUCUUUGACCUCUUAUGGUCGCUAUUUGAUUCAUGUUCGAGAACUACGAUAUCUGAAUACUUUAUUUGUAUGCUCUUGUCAAGGUCACCUCUUCUGUGAUCCUCAGACUUUAUGAAGACAAAUGCUUCUUGUUUAAGC